GGACACGGAAAUCAUUUAAAUGUAUAUCGUUUAAGUUGUAUAUUUAUUACAUACAACAUGCAGGUCGGCCUUCGUCUGCGGCAGCUUAGCCCUCCUGGCUUCAUAGCUUUGAUUGCAAUUCAAGAAAAUAAAAUCCGGCACGAACCUUACAUAAUCAAAACGCCCGAAGGCAAGUUGCGGGCUAAGCUAACAGUGGACAGGUUAGCGCUCUAUGCUACGCGGGAGAAGAAAAUGAAGCCGGCAGACGUGAUCAUGUUGGCAACAAAGAGAGAUAUAAUUUCUGAAGCGGCUUAUGGUGCCACUGUGCCUGACCAUUUAGGAAUGGCGUAUAUAGGAGGUGCUUGCGGCCUCAAUAAAAUUGCCGUAUUUGAGGACGAGCCAUUCACAUAUUCUGGACUACAUACCGCUUCCCAUGAAUUGGGACAUCUGUAA
Dermacentor andersoni is the source of this 432-nucleotide messenger RNA. The record is from RefSeq and is a predicted model, not a curated record. Lineage: Eukaryota; Metazoa; Arthropoda; Arachnida; Ixodida; Ixodidae.